AUGCUACUGCGCUGGAAGUCGGGGCUGCAGCUGCAACUGCUGCUAUUCUUGGGGUCACUCGGUUUCCUCUGUCCGGGAGUCCGGGCGGGACCAGAGCAAGCGGAGAGCACCGUGGAGCUGGACUUCUCCACUGAGUGGCCGGUGCACCUGGUGAGUCCCGCCUUCCUGUCCGUAACCAUCGACGCCAACCUGGCCACAGACCCGCGGUUCCUCACCUUCCUGGGUUCUCCAAGGCUUCGAACUUUGGCCAAAGGCUUGUCUCCUGCAUACCUGAGAUUUGGUGGCACCAAGACGGACUUCCUAAUUUUUGACCCAAAGAAGGAGCCAACCUUUGAAGAGAGAAGUUACUGGCAAUCCCAAGUCAAUAAGGAUAUUUGUAAAUCUGGACCUAUCCCCUCUGAGGUGGAGAAGAAGUUACAGUUGGAAUGGCCCUUCCAGGAACAAUUGCUUCUCAGAGAACAGUAUCAGAAAAAGUUCAAGAACAGCACUUACUCAAAAAGCUCAGUGGAUAUGCUGUACACUUUUGCAAAUUGCUCAGGAUUAGACCUUAUCUUUGGCCUAAAUGCGUUAUUAAGAACAGCAGAUUUGCACUGGAACAAUUCUAAUGCACAGUUGCUGCUAGACUACUGUUCUUCCAAGAGUUACAACAUUUCUUGGGAACUUGGCAAUGAACCUAACAGUUUUCGAAAGAAGUCUGGUAUUUAUAUUGAUGGAUUCCAGUUAGGAGAAGAUUUUGUUGAACUGCAUACACUUCUAGGAAAAUCUGCUUUCAAAACUGCAAAAUUAUAUGGCCCUGACAUUGGUCAACCUCGAGGAAAGACUGUUAAGAUGUUGAGGAGUUUCCUGGAGGCUGGAGGAGACGUGAUUAAUUCAGUUACGUGGCAUCACUACUAUUUGAAUGGACGAAUUGCUACCAAAGAAGACUUUCUAAACCCUGAUGUACUGGACACUUUUAUUUUAUCCACACAAAAAAUUUUCCAGGUUGUUGAGGAGACCAGACCCCACAAGGUUUGGUUAGGAGAAACAAGUUCAGCGUAUGGGGGUGGAGCACCCUUGCUGUCCAACACCUUUGCAGCUGGCUUUAUGUGGCUGGAUAAAUUGGGCCUGUCGGCCAGAAUGGGCAUCGAAGUGGUGAUGAGACAAGUGCUCUUUGGAGCAGGAAACUACCACUUAGUGGAUGAAAAUUUCGAGCCUUUACCUGAUUAUUGGUUAUCUCUUCUGUUCAAGAAACUGGUGGGCACCAAUGUGUUAAUGGCAAAUGUGAAAGGUCCAAACAGAAACAAACUUCGAGUGUACCUUCAUUGCACAAACAUCAAUCACCCCAGGUAUAAAGUAGGAGAUUUAACUCUGUAUGCCUUAAACCUACAUAAUGUCACCAUGCGCUUACAGUUGCCCUAUCAUUUAUUUAACAAACAAGUGGAUAAAUACCUUGUAAAACCUUCAGGACCUGAUGGAUUACUUUCUAAGUCUGUUCAACUCAAUGGUCAAAUUCUAAAGAUGGUGGAUGAUCAAACCCUGCCAGCUUUGACAGAAAAACCCCUUCGCCCAGGAAGUUCACUGGGCUUGCCAGCUUUCUCCUAUGGGUUUUUUGUGAUAAGAAAUGCCAAAGUUGCUGCUUGCAUCUGA
Chrysochloris asiatica (Cape golden mole) is the source of this 1626-nucleotide messenger RNA. It is a transcript of the gene HPSE, whose product is annotated as heparanase. Gene Ontology annotation, cellular component: extracellular matrix; membrane. The record is from RefSeq and is a predicted model, not a curated record. NCBI's taxonomy places the organism in Eukaryota, Metazoa, Chordata, Mammalia, Afrosoricida, Chrysochloridae. Bases 1 to 1626 code for a protein of 541 amino acids. The transcript is spliced from 12 exons. Gene Ontology annotation, molecular function: hydrolase activity, acting on glycosyl bonds.